UCGCGCGGGUACACUUCAUUACGGCCAUUUCCACCGCGGUUCUUUUUUCGGUGUGUGUCACUGAACCACACACACGUGAGUUCGCAAACCGAAACGGGGUACCACACGUGCCAUAUCCAACCCCUCAGUACUCAGUGUUGGUGUCAGGAUUCAAGCGAAGAUCAAGUGCGGGCUGUGGUGCUACUUAGAUCAAUAACACGCGUAUGGUGCUUUGACCUCACGGUUUCGCGAGAUUGUGUCCAGGCCUAGAUAGGAAGUUUAGUGACGUUCGUGUUAGUGACAACAUCUCAGUUUGUUUUCAUCGAAUUAGUGAGAACGACUUGCGAGCGGCCGGCCAUAUUGCAUACCACGUCGAGAGAGAGCCCCUGCGUUGACUAUGCGAGAGCAACGGAGAUAGCCGUCAUCUCCAGAGGCUGAGCAAGUUCGGUGCGCGCGGGGCGCGGAGCGAUGGAAUGUUAGAAGGACCCGACGACGUCUAACGCACGUGCACGAAAUGUUCGGAUAGGAUUUUGGAUAGCCUCUCAAACAUGCACUAUUGGAUUCUGACAUUCGGAUGCAUCUGGCUGGCGGGGGCCAGAACCCCGGGACCUGGACCGGGUAACUACCCCGACAUCCCUUUCGGAUAUACUGCUCAAAUGCAAUCUCGUGCCGUAGACACUAGGGUAACACUUGAAGUUCUAGAAGGCCAGCCUAAAGGUACCGUUGUAGGAAAAAUCCCGAUUAAACCAGGAUUUACGUAUCGCUUCAAUGAACCACCAAAGGAGUUUACUUUAGAUCCGAACACCGGCGAAAUUCGCACCAACGCCGUUCUAGACAGAGAAGCGUUGAGGAACGAUCGAUGCGACUUGGUGGUACUAUCUAGCCAGCCGACAUAUCCCAUAGAAGUACGUAUAGUAGUUGUCGACAUAAACGAUAACUCUCCGGAGUUUCCAGAAGCGAGCAUUGCGGUGUCGUUCUCGGAAAGUGCAGUAGCCGGUACUCGGCUCUUGCUAGAUGCGGCCUCUGACAAAGAUGUAGGCGUUAAUGGCAUAACAGACAAUUACGAAAUCGUUGCCGGCAAUUACGAGGACAAAUUCAAGCUCGUCGUUACACCAAAUCCAACAGGGGAAACCUCGUACUUACACCUAGAAACCACCGGAAGACUAGACAGGGAAACUCAGGGAUUUUAUAUGCUAAACAUUUCCGCCAAAGAUGGAGGUAACCCCCCACGAUAUGGAUACCUCCAAGUCAACGUAACGAUCUUAGAUGUAAAUGACAACCCUCCUAUUUUUGAUCAUAGCGAUUACACUGUUUCUCUCAAUGAAAGCGUACCACCAAAUACUCCCGUACUCCAAGUGAUGGCUACGGACAAUGACUUGGGAGAUAACGCCAAAAUCACCUACUAUCUAGCUGAUACUGUAACGCAAUUCACGGUUGAUCCAGAAACAGGAAUAAUUUCGACAACUGAACCUUUGGAAUGUCCACCAGCUCAAAAUUGUCCACAUAAUAUUAGGCCUGGAGGCGGUUGCCCAAAAAGCUGCGUUUUUACAGUUUUCGCCAGAGAUCAUGGUACGCCUCGACAAGAUGGCAGGACGUACGUCACAGUGAAUUUAGUGGAUGCAAAUGACCAUGACCCAAUCAUUAAAUUCCGAUAUUUCCCAUCAACUGCGGGUUUUGCGACUGUGGAUGAAAACGCAGGAAAUGGAUCAGUUGUAGCAGCAAUCUCUGUGGUUGAUCAAGAUGAAGGUUUGAACGGUGAAACCAAUGUACGGAUAGUUUCAGGUAAUGAAAUGAAUCAUUUCAGAUUAGAUUUUACCCCUAGCUUUACGAUAGUCAGAGUAAACGGUGUGCUAGAUCGCGAAGAAAUCUCAAAGUACAAUUUAACGGUGGUAGCAACGGAUAAAGGAACGCCGCCAAGGACCGCAACCGCCUUUCUGAUCAUCCACGUAAACGAUGUCAACGAUCAUGAGCCUGUAUUUGAGAAAAGUGAAUAUUCAGCGACACUGAGCGAGUUGGCACCUCCAGGGACUUAUGUAGCCGGUAUUAAAGCCACCGAUGAAGAUACUGGAGUCAAUGCGCAGAUUUAUUACGCGUUUGUCUCCGGCAACGAGCGACAAUGGUUUUUUAUCAACCAGGAUACGGGAUUGAUUACCACCAAGAUAAAUUUGGACAGAGAAGUCCAAGGAAGCGUCGAAUUGAAUAUAUCUGCCAGAGAUGGUGGGCCAAAUCCCAAAUGGGCAUAUGCGCAGCUCAAAGUAACUAUUUUGGACGAAAACGAUGAAUCGCCGGAAUUUUCACAGUCGCAUCUGAACGUAACAUUGUCAGAAAGCACACCACCCGGAACACUAGUUGCAAUGCUAACAGCAUCUGAUCAUGACCAAGGAGCCAAUGGAAGUGUUGCCUAUACACUAAACCCUGGAGUACAACAACGCUAUGACGGUACUUUUUCUUUGGAUUCACUUACUGGACAACUCACCACAAAAACAAAGUUAGACCGCGAAAAGAUAUCAAGCUACGAAAUCUACGUGAUAGCUAGAGAUCAAGGCAUUCCUCCUCAAUCCUCAACUGCUACAGUGUAUCUCACUAUUCUGGACGAGAACGACAAUACUCCAGAGUUUUAUCCACAGAAGUACUUCGUUCCUGUUCCAGAAGACGUAAAACCUGGAAACUCCAUCCUCAAGGUAACUGCGAUUGACAAAGAUGAAGGCGAAAAUGCUAUGAUUAUGUACAAACUAGAGAGCGGAGGUGAUGGCCUAUUUACAGUAGAUGAAUGGUCGGGAGUUAUCACCUUGAGAGGAAAUCUGAAAAGCGCCUCAAAGCCAAUUCACCGCCUUAUCGUUUCUGCUCAAGAUCGUGGAGACAAAAGAGCACCGGAAGAUGCUACUGUUGAAAUCAUCAAAGACACUUACAUGGAGGAGUUGCAUUUUGAUAGUUAUGGAGGAUAUGAGUUUCACAUUUUAGAAGAUCCUGGCAAUUCCUCAGUUGUUAGAAAGCGAGAAGUGGGAACUGUACGGGUAAGGAAUGGUGAGGCAACCUACUCGAUAGUUUAUGGAGAUUUAAAUAGAAAUUUUGAUAUUGAUGAACACACAGGAAAGAUCACAACUACAAAAAAUAUAGACAGAGAACAAAGUUUGACUUACAGUUUGACAGUCGUGGCAAGAACUGGAUUAGCAUACGGUAAAACCACUGUGAAUAUAGUAGUGCAGGAUUUAAAUGAUAACAGACCGGUAUUUAUCAGGGAGAAGGAGAUUGUAAAACUCCUAGAAAAUGCCGCUGUAGGUCAGGAAGUUUACGUGGCUCGUGCCAGAGAUCUGGAUGCAGGGAUUAACAGUCGAAUGACAUACAGCCUCACGUAUAAUCCAGAUAAUCAGUUUAGGAUAUCGGAGGCCACCGGUGUGAUUUAUUUAAACAGGCCCAUUCGUGCUGAUCCAGGUACUCUGUUGCACAUGGAGGUUACAGCUACAGAUGGAGGAGAACCUCCUCUAUCUUCUAAGCACUCAGUGACGAUUACAAUCGAAGAUGUGAAUGACCACACCCCAGUCUUUGAUCAUACCUCCUACGAAACAUCUCUGCUAGAAUCUACGCCAGUGAACGAAAGAUUCUUCGCAUUAGCAGCUAGUGACGCUGAUCUUGGCAAAAAUGGAAGAGUAUCCUACGCCAUCACUGAAGGAAACAACGAGGAAAAGUUUGGAAUUUUCCCAGAUGGCUACUUGUACGUCAGGAAAUCAUUGGAUAGAGAAGACAAGGAUUAUUAUUCCUUAACAGUGAUGGCUUCAGAUUCUGGACAACCUUCAAGAUCGUCGGUAGUUCCGGUUGUGAUUCAUGUUAUAGAUGAGAACGACAAUGCACCAGAAUUUGUGAACAAUACCUUCACCUUCAGCAUUAGAGAAAAUGACCCUCCAGACUCCUUCGUAGGCAAGCUCACGGCAACAGACAAGGACAUUGGAAGAAACGCUGAGUUGAUAUUCUCACUUUCCAGUUUGCAGAACGACUUUUCGGUGGAUCCCAAGAACGGUUUUAUCAAAACCUUGCACGUAUUCGAUCGCGAAAUGUUGGUGCAAACUACGGGACAGAACUUUAUGAGCUUGGAGGCGGUCGUAACAGAUAACGGCAACCCCAGGUUGCGAGAUAAGGUCAAAGUAAACGUAUAUAUCACAGACGUUAAUGAUAACCCACCGAAAUUCCUCAGAGCCCCGUACAGGAUACAAAUAUCGGAAGGAUCAUCGAUCGGAACCCAGGUACUGCGACUUUACACAACAGACGCUGACGAGGGUCUCAAUGGAGAUGUUUUUUAUAAAAUCACUGGAGGAAAUACAGAUGGAAGCUUUGAAAUUGAUGACGCUACUGGGCAGAUAAGUCUAGCUAGAUCGCUGGAUAGAGAAAAAUCUUCCAAGUAUACUUUGACAGUUGAGGCGUAUGAUGCAGGAAUAACUAAACAGCUAAGUUCUUCAACUUUGGUUGAAGUAGAUAUUUUGGACGAAAACGACAACGCUCCAGAGUUUACACAGACAGAAUCAAAAAUUUCUGUAAGCGAAACAGCAUCAGUGAACACAGAGUUGAUUCAGUUCAAAGCAACGGAUGCAGACUUGGGCGUAAACAGCGAGGUAGUAUAUUCCAUAACAGCAGGAAAUAGAAAGGAUGCAUUUCACGUGGACGCCAUGACAGGUGUGCUACAUUUACACAAACCGUUGGACUACGAAGAGUUGGCCAGCUAUCAGUUGAAUAUUACAGCAUCUGAUAACGGCAAUCCGAGAUUAUCUACUACCAUUUUGUUUGGCGUGCUGGUAGAAGAUGCCAACGAUAACCCGCCUUCUUUCCCGAGCACGGCUAUCGUGAGGCAGAUCCGUGAGGGUAUCCCGGUGCACACCCCCAUAGUUACGGUGACAGCCGACGACCCGGACUCCAGCAUCAACGGGAAGGUCACCUACGCUAUCUCAUACCAAGACCCUGAAAAUACGAACAGGCACUUCGGAAUCAAUGCUGUAACUGGCGUAAUACACACAUUGUUGCCGAUAGAUCGAGAGACUGUAGACACUUUUAGACUCACUGUCAUAGCAUCAGAUCAAGCGGAACCACCGUCUAGUCGGCUAUCAGCAGAAAAGUUAGUCACGGUGAUAGUAGAGGAUGUUAAUGAUAAUGCUCCAGUUUUUGUGUCGAUGAACGCAGCGGUUUUGCCCAAAAUCGAUCUGAAGCGACACAGAGAAGAAGUUGUGGUGAUGAACGUCUUUGCCAGGGAUUUGGAUUCCGCUACAAACGGCCUGGUCACAUACGAACUAGCAAGCGGCAACAGUGACUUAUUCCGAUUGGAUCAAAGCACCGGAGCUCUAAAACUCAAACGUCCGAUUUACAAUCCCGAGCCAACGUACCGUUUGAGUGUCAAGGCAACAGAUGAGGCAGUUCAAAGUGAGCGAAAAUACACAGAAACCUACUUGACGGUAAUCGCGACGAACGACGUGGAAAACGGGCCUAAGUUCGAAAGCGGUCUAUUCACGGGUAGCGUGUACGAAAACGAACCUGUAGGAACAAGUAUUUUGAAAGUUUCCGCGAAAUACCACUCCGGUGAAAUCGAGUACUAUGUGACCAAUGUGACCGGUGGUGGCGCGCAAGUGGACAGACUGUUUGAUAUUGAUACCAAGUUGGGAGUACUUUCUACGGCAACGGAGUUGGACAGAGAGCUGGGAGUUGACACUUACGAGAUCGAGGUCUACGCCAUCCUUACAGGGACCGAGACAAUCAAAACUUCUAAGACUAAGCUGCUGGACGAAAACGAUUAUUAG
Acanthoscelides obtectus is the source of this 5756-nucleotide messenger RNA. NCBI's taxonomy places the organism in Eukaryota, Metazoa, Arthropoda, Insecta, Coleoptera, Chrysomelidae. The record is from the annotation of a GenBank genome assembly.